Messenger RNA from Penicillium malachiteum, 1845 nucleotides. RefSeq lists its product as uncharacterized. The transcript is spliced from 3 exons. NCBI's taxonomy places the organism in Eukaryota, Fungi, Ascomycota, Eurotiomycetes, Eurotiales, Aspergillaceae. Gene Ontology annotation, molecular function: protein kinase binding; cyclin-dependent protein serine/threonine kinase regulator activity. Gene Ontology annotation, cellular component: cyclin-dependent protein kinase holoenzyme complex; nucleus. Gene Ontology annotation, biological process: regulation of cyclin-dependent protein serine/threonine kinase activity. The coding region runs from base 1 to 1845 and encodes 614 amino acids. The record is from RefSeq and is a predicted model, not a curated record.
AUGUCUUCAUCAACGCUAGGCUCUCAGUCCUCCUCGAUCUUGGGUCCUAUCACUCCAACUACAGACCUGCUCUACCAGGACAGUCACUCUUCUAAACCGGCCCUUACGGGAUCCUGGACUGCUCCCUUCCGGGACGGUCUGCCAACCCCUCCUAGCGAUAUGACGGGUAUCACCUACAAUGCGAUUCCACCAUCCACCCAUGGAGCCAAGGUUCACGGGAUGCCUUCCCACUACUACAACCCAGUCCGGUCAUUCGAUUCUAUGUCUUCCUCGAUGGUUGCUUCCAUGAAGCCAACAAACUCGGCCCCCGUGAAAGAGGUUACCGCUACUGAACCGGUGCAGAAGAAAUCGACGGGAACUGCCAGUGGUUCAAAUCUACGCAUUCCUUCUUCCAUUAAUGGUAGCAAGGGCAGUCUCGCCGAGUUCGCAGCUCAGAUGACAUGUUUAUUCUGGUUCGAAAAGACAUCUAAAUUGCAAGCCAUCGAAGACCGACAACACCCAGUACCCUCUCUUGUCGCCGAGGCUCUCCCCACUAUGGGUUUCCAAAAGUGGGUGGCAAGCAUUCUCUCUACGACUCAAGUCAGCCAAAAUGUGAUUCUACUCGCUUUACUGUUCAUCUAUCGAUUGAAAAAGUUCAAUGCGGGGGUCAAGGGCAAGAAGGGAAGUGAAUUCCGGCUCAUGACAGUUGCGUUGAUGCUCGGCAAUAAAUUUCUGGACGAUAACACAUACACCAAUAAGACGUGGGCCGAGGUAUCGGGCAUCGCUGUGCAAGAGAUCCACGUCAUGGAAGUCGAGUUCCUAAGCAACAUCCGUUAUGAUUUGUUCGCCUCAGAGGCUGAAUGGGCUCGCUGGCACACCAAGUUGGGUCUAUUCGCUGACUACUUCAAUACCGCCUCGAUGCUGCCCAUCGAGUCUGAGACUUCAUCUCUACGGGUCUCGCCGCCUCGAUUGCAACCCCAGUCACCCUCAUCCAAGUUGCCAUCUCCCCCGUCUGAUAAAUUCCGCGCACAGUCUCAGCCCAACUGGUACAUGCCCGUUCCCGGACUGGCCUAUCCUACUCCACAGUUAGGCGAUGUUGCUGGAGCAUCUCGCAAGCGCACCCGUGACGAUGAGAAUGAGUUGCAGCCCAUGAAACGGAUUGCGCGUCCCAACAGCAAUCUCGGCCUGGCGCCAGCACGUUUGACCAUUCCUUCUAAUGGCCUGGACCCUAUUACUAUUCCCACUCUUCCACCAGUCCUCACACCCACCGCUGCUCCAGUUGCACAAGGCCCGACCAACGGAAACAUUGCUCGUCUUCCUCCGCCCAACCUCAAUCAUACCCCCACAUCUAAUUCGAUGCCCCAGUCGAUUCCUUCGACUGCCGCUUCGCAACUCCCAAUCCCGUCACUUAUGGGUCCAGCUUACAACAGGCCCUCCCACUGGAUGCAACCUCAGCAAAUGCCUUCUGCCGCUGUGCCUCCUGUGGCAUACAAUGUCCCCUCAAUCUCCGAAUUGGCUCGUCACCACCCAAGUCAAUUUACUGUAUCAACUUCAACUGUUUCUCCUGCUGUGUCUGCCUAUUCUGUGCACACCCCACAAACGCACCUUUCUCCAUCCUUCUUCCUCGCCAACCGAAAUUCCCCUUACCGCCCGGUGCGCUCAGUUCACACCUUGUUGAUCCCGCCUCCUUCGACCUCCAUGCAGCAGCAACGCAGUGUUCCCUUCGACCACAUGCAUUACCAGCCUCUAAGCAAGGGAUCUGUUGAUCGCAAGACUGGCCUGUUGCCCUACAUCCCUGCGGAGCCAUGGUUUCAGAGCCAGGUGAACCAGCCAUUUUACACUUCCUCCCAGACCUAUUCGGGUUGA